Messenger RNA from Eurypyga helias (sunbittern), 1590 nucleotides. RefSeq names its product biorientation of chromosomes in cell division protein 1-like 1. The annotation marks the transcript as partial. The transcript is spliced from 12 exons. NCBI's taxonomy places the organism in Eukaryota, Metazoa, Chordata, Aves, Eurypygiformes, Eurypygidae. The record is from RefSeq and is a predicted model, not a curated record.
GUGAAAAACUUGGAUACCCAGAUAACUGAAGAACAUAGAUCUAAAGGAAUACAAUGUAAAUCUUCAGGAACAAUGGAUAAUGAAAUAUGCAACCAGCUGACUGCUCAGGAUGUGAGGAAAGAUGAUGAACAAAGUCAGUGUUCCAAAACGAAACCUGAUAACAUCAAGGAAGAUAUUUCAGGUGAUAGAGCAGAAGUGUCCAAAGAAAUUGAUGUAAAGCAUACACCUCCUAGAAGUGCUAUGGAAGAAAAAGAUGAAUUUACCAUUGAGCUGGAAAUGUCUGAAAAGGAAAAGCAUGGUCUGGAAUCAAAUGAAAACUCUCCAGAGGAAAAUCAACCUGUAAUAGUGAAGCGGAAAAGGGGAAGGCCUCGUAAAUACCCUCUUGAAGCUGUACAGCCUGGUGGUGGGGAGUCAAAAGCUGAUAUGAGCACUGGGAAUCUGCAGUUUCCUAUCUUUGCGAGUAGAGGAAAAACACCUCAAACAGGUACAGACGUAUCUAAUAAGAAAGAAACAACAAAUGAGGAUGAAGCUGAGAAAGCAGAAAUGAUUGUGCGUAAAAGGGGAAGAAAGCCAGGGCGUUCUCUGGGUCCAUCAGAAGAAACUGAAACACUGGAGCCAGAGAGAAAACGUCGGAAAUUAACGUCUUCUGAAGAUGAACUGAAAGAGACAGAGGAGGGUGAGGAAGAUGAUGUUGAGGAAGAUGAUGAAGCGCAUUCUGGGGCCACAACUAGAUCAGCCACAAGAUUAGAGGCUCAAAGAAAGCAGCCCAGCAAGCCAACCACACGUGCAACUUCUAAAGGCAGCAGUCCAAGUUCAGUUUCUCCUAGAAAACGACAGAACCUAGCAGCAAAAAAAAGAUCUCCAAGUGAUACAAAAAUUAAUAAAUCUCCUCCACUGACACAGUUAAAGGUGCAGUCUGCCAAGCGUAAAAGAGAAGACAGCCCAACAGUGGUACGGAGAAAAGGCCAGCUGAAAACGGAGGAGACGCCACUGAAGAAAAUGAAGCGAUAAUGUUUACCAGCUAGUACUGUUCUUGGAAGAAUCAAAAGAAGAAAAAAUAAAAAAAUCUGUGCUUCUAUUUUUUUUAAAGCAAAGGGAUUUGCACGUGCUUGUUUCAGAGCUCUAAGUUAAUCAAUGCAGUACUUUUAAGUUACCUUUUAAACAGCUUUAUAAACUAUUGUUUAUACAGAAUAUUAUGUACAUUUAUUUCAGAUGAAAAAAAAUAAGUUUACUUUGUAUCUGAAUGAAAAACAAAGUAGUUAUAUAUUUUAUCACUGACCUGGAAAGUUGGGAUUUCCCAAUGUGACAUGCUAAUGCAGAUGCUUCCAACCCAUGAGGCACCCUCGGGCCUACUAAUACACGUGUACAUAAACUUGUAAAAAUAGGUUGUAUUUUACUCUGUGUAUGAAUCUAAUCAAUGAUGGACAUUUUAUUUAUUAUAUGGAAAGCAUUGGUCUGUAAACUUUAGUAUAUACCUUAGGUUUUUUUAAUUAUAUAUUUUACAUUCUAUGCAGAUGUCGGUAGGAAACGUCCCCUCCGCUCCCCCAGAGCUGUCUAAAGUCUGAAGUUCUCUAAAACACGCUCAGACGG